Molecule: messenger RNA, 2104 nt
Organism: Chiloscyllium plagiosum (whitespotted bambooshark)
Lineage: Eukaryota; Metazoa; Chordata; Chondrichthyes; Orectolobiformes; Hemiscylliidae
Product: ankyrin repeat domain-containing protein 46
Molecular function (GO): protein binding
Source: RefSeq, a predicted model, not a curated record
GUUCUGAGUCUGCGCAGUUGGGUGGGGGGAGGGAAGGGGACAGUAAACACACACAGACCCAGGAGGAGGAGGCUGUCAUGUCGUACGUGUUUAUUAACGAUUCCUGCCAGACCGGGGUGCCGCUGCUGCAGGCCUGCAUCGACGGGGACCUGGCGUACGCCAAGCGGCUGCUGGAGAGCGGCUUCGACUCGAACAUCCGCGACGGCCGAGGCCGCACCGGCCUUCAUGUGGCCGCCGCCCGCGGCAACGUCGACAUCUGCCGCCUGCUGCACAAGUUCGGGGCGGACCUGCUGGCCACCGACAACCAGGGCAACACCGCCCUGCACCUCUGCGGGCAUGUGGACUCCAUCCAGUUCCUGGUGUCCAACGGCCUCAAAAUUGACAUCUGCAACCAUCAUGGCGCCACCCCACUCAUUUUGGCAAAACGUCGAGGAGUAAACAAAGAUGCCAUCAAGUUGCUGGAGUCCUUGGAGGAGCAAGAGGUGAAAGGAUUCAACCGUGGAGCUCACUCGAAAUUAGAGAUUAUGCAAACUGCAGAAAGUGAGAGCAAGCAGGAGGCUCAGAACAGUACCAUCAGAGGCUGGGAAACAGACCAUCAGCCCCUCAGUGCGAUGGAGAGCCACUCGCUCUUGAAUCCAAACCUUCAGAAUACGGAUGGUGUCCUUUCUAGCUUCCGAUCCACCUGGCAGGAGUUUGUGGAUGAUUUGGGCUUCUGGAGAGUUCUACUACUCAUUAUCAUAAUUGCACUGUUGUCUCUUGGCAUUGCCUACUAUGUCAGUGGUGUCCUGCCCUUUGUAGAAAACCAGCCAGAACUGGUGCAUUAAAACCUCAACACUACCCAAUGUUACUAAAUACGAGUCUGAUCCAUAUUGUCUGUAUUAGAAGACGAGAACGCUGGCAGACUUUGGUAGUUGGCAUUCCAGUUAUGAGAGCUUGUUUGCUACCAAAACUCAACGCUCCUAAUCUUGGCAUCUGUUUUCAUUUUUCAGGCUUAAAUUUUGGUUUUCUCUUUUUGAUUCCAGCCAGUAAAAUGAAUAGUUUUGAGAAUAUCACACUAAUAAAGUCAGGAUGUGGAUUUAAGCCUAGUAGUGAAAAGUAAUCUGAAGAUAGAACUUCAUACUGGGCUUAAGUUGUUAGAUGCAUAUUUUUGCCAUUAAUUGAAAUCCUUAUUUGUGUUGUGUACAGGCAAAAAUAUCUGUUGAAAUGUGUUUUGUUGUCUAGGCCACAGGUCCAUUCUUUAAGAAACUAUAGCAAAUCACAUUCCUGAUGUGUAAAAGUUGAAUAACUUAGAAAUAAGGCUUCAUGUUUUAAGAUUAAUAUUGAUCAUAAUGAAGGAAUGAAAUGAACAUAGACAUAAAUAACUGAAAUAUUUUGAAAGGGGUUCAGAAAAAUGUACAAGUCUUGAUCCACAUCUUGUUUUGUGACUUCAAAUGUUUCUCAGUACCGUCCAGAAAAAAAAACAUGUAGAACACACAUUUAUGCACUUUUACUUGUAAUGAAAUCAAUUUUACAUGUAUUCAUGGCAAUUGUUAUAAGUAUAAUGCAGUAAAUACUAAUUACAUAAACUGCAUGCUCUUGUAUUAUUUAAAGAAGUAUGUAACCUUUGCAUUGAUCUUCCAUAAGUAUAUAUUAGAAGUAGUGAACUCCAAAGAAAUGAGACUCCACAGACAUUAAUUAUGUGUCAGAGUUUGUCAGCAUUUAAUGAUUGGUACAUUUUAAACGGUUGUGUCUGUGGCCAGUGUCUUUUGUUGCAGCUGUCUACUGCCACACUUGAAGCUGUUUGUGGCUAGUGGGCACCGAGGGACUGAAGUGCAAAUUUUCCAAAUGCAAAACAACAUUUCAUUUAAUUCCCUGGCAUUCUUUAAAGUUACUCCUAAGUACCCCCAGUGGGCUGUCGUCUUUUUAUUUUUGUUUAGUUAAAUUUUGUUUUUUUUUUAGCAAAAGAGUACAAGAGACUUGAAGUGACUUUUCACGGCAUUCAUUACUCAGGCAAGAUGGCGUUUUGGCAAAGCUAACUUGAAUAGCAACUAUUAAAUGUGUACCGUUGCAUAUCUGUAUCUCGCCUGAAGUUGCUGUACAAUUUCUUUAUAAAUGUCGAAGUGUG